Neogale vison (American mink) is the source of this 905-nucleotide messenger RNA. It is a transcript of the gene NAA38, whose product is annotated as N-alpha-acetyltransferase 38, NatC auxiliary subunit. Gene Ontology annotation, molecular function: RNA binding. Lineage: Eukaryota; Metazoa; Chordata; Mammalia; Carnivora; Mustelidae. The coding region runs from base 331 to 861 and encodes 176 amino acids. Gene Ontology annotation, cellular component: NatC complex. The record is from RefSeq and is a predicted model, not a curated record. The transcript has 3 exons.
AGGUCGUACACGGAUCCCAGACCUUCUGAAGGAGCGAUAUGAACCUAAAGCGGUGAAACUUCUCGCGAUAUCUUAAGACACCCGGCUCCAUAAACCGCAGUGAGCCCCGGCGCCAGAGGCGUGGGAGAAGCUCGCGAGAUUUCUGCAGUUGCCCCGGAGACGACGACGACGACGACGAGGAGAGGUGAUCUCGUGAAAGAAAAGAGGUCGGGAGCACUCGCGAGAUCUCAGACCGCCGGACUCGAAAGGUUCUUAGGAAGUUGACCGGCCCUGAAGAGGCCCCGGGACAAAUGGCCGGGGCUGGACCAACCAUGCUGCUACGAGAGGAGAAUGGCUGUUGCAGCCGGCGUCAAAGCAGCUCCAGCGCCGGGGUUAGCGCGGGCUCGGGUUCUGGGAUCCAGGGGCAACCUGGGAGCAAGAUGGGGGGCCGGAGGGGGAACCACAGCUCCCGGCAGCCUCUGGGCUGGGUGGGAGCACCCCGAGGGCUGUCGGGAGCUGUGGUUCCGCGGCGGGGCGGGGGGGGGGCGGUGCCGUCUCAGCUCGCGCGUAUCCCGCCCCACGCAGGACUCGGACGGGGAGCGCGAGGACUCGCCGGCCGCGCGGGCCCGGCAGCAGCUGGAGGCGCUGCUCAACAAGACGAUGCGCAUUCGCAUGACAGAUGGACGGACCCUGGUCGGCUGCUUCCUCUGCACCGACCGCGACUGCAAUGUCAUCCUGGGCUCGGCGCAGGAGUUCCUCAAGCCGUCGGACUCCUUCUCUGCGGGGGAGCCUCGUGUACUGGGCCUCGCCAUGGUACCCGGCCACCACAUCGUUUCUAUUGAAGUGCAGCGGGAGAGCCUGGCGGGGCCUCCCUAUCUCUGACCGCGGCCACGCGUGCUCGGCAGACCAUUAAACCUGCAACGAAG